AUGAAUAGUGUUCUUAUAAACAAAGAUACAGCUUCUCGUAUUAUUAACCAUGGACCAGUUGUUAUGAUUACUGCUUAUGAUGAAGAAAAUCAAAGAACAACAGGAAUGACUUGUCAAUGGAAUAUGCCAUUGAGUAGACUUUCUGUAGCAGUCAAAAUGGGAGCAAGUAGUUAUACUUCUAAAUGUAUUUUAAAAACUAAAAAAUUUGUUAUUAAUGUACCAACAAAAGAAAUUCUUGAAAGUGUUCGUUUCUUUGGUAAACACCAUGGUAACGAUGUUAAUAAAUUUGAAGAAACUGGACUUCAUCUUAAACAAUGUUCUACUCCUUCAUUUGGUAAUUUAUUAAUAACUGAAACUGUUUGUCAAAUUGAAUUAACCCUUGACCGUAUUAUUGAAGAAACUGAUGGUUCUAAAUUAUUAAUUGGUCUUGUUGAAGCUUGUUGGGCUGAUCCUAAAUUCUUUAAAGAUGGUUCUUAUACAUAUACUUCUAAAACAGAAGAGAAAUAUUUAACUCUUCAUCAUUUUGGUGGAGAUAAUUUCGGUAUUUCUCAUCCUCUUUAA
Messenger RNA from Entamoeba nuttalli P19, 561 nucleotides. RefSeq lists its product as hypothetical. Lineage: Eukaryota; Evosea; Mastigamoebida; Endamoebidae. The coding region runs from base 1 to 561 and encodes 186 amino acids. Gene Ontology annotation, molecular function: FMN binding. The transcript has a single exon. The record is from RefSeq and is a predicted model, not a curated record.